GUUGUUUGCAGCAGCAAAUUGCUGCCAAACAUUGUCAAGAUUCCUUUGCCGUUAUUGACAAAGCUGACAAGAUGGCGGUGUGCCGUAGAAGUGCGCUUCAUAAGAGUUGUCCUACUAGGCCUAAAAUUACCUGCUAGUUUGUCGAAAAGCUGCAAACUGCACAAACCCCGCAGAUUCUGCCGUGCGUGAAGUCGAUCGAGAAUCCGAACAGAAGUUGUGGGCAGCGGCGUUCUGGGGCUGUGUUGCCGUUCCGCCUCGAACAAAUGCUGCGAUUAAGCGUGACAGGAGGAGUGGAUGAUUGCGAGCUUUUCCCGUAGCGGAUGCGACCUUAUUCGCACCUCGUAGCAGGACACAUGGUGGUGUUAUUUCUUCGAGAGCGUCGCCCACUCUGUGCGGAGUGAUUGCGACUUGAACCCCUCCUCCUCCACCUUGGAAAGAGGCAACUUUCCAGGGACAGUGGCGAAAAAUGCAAACCAUCAAGUGUGUUGUGGUAGGUGACGGUGCUGUUGGUAAAACAUGUUUGCUGAUUUCGUACACAACAAACAAGUUUCCAUCAGAAUACGUCCCAACGGUGUUUGAUAAUUAUGCGGUGACUGUAAUGAUUGGUGGUGAGCCAUACACCCUAGGACUUUUUGACACAGCUGGCCAGGAGGAUUAUGACCGGCUACGGCCGCUCAGCUAUCCACAAACAGAUGUUUUUCUUGUCUGCUUCUCCGUCGUUUCACCUUCCUCUUUUGAAAACGUCAGAGAAAAGUGGGUACCUGAGAUAACACAUCACUGCCAGAAAACGCCUUUCCUGUUGGUGGGAACCCAGAUUGACCUUCGGGAUGAUGCGGCUACCCUCGAGAAGCUUGCCAAAAACAAGCAGAAGCCCAUCUCGAAUGAGCAGGGAGAGAAGCUUGCAAAGGAGCUCAAAGCUGUCAAGUAUGUCGAGUGCUCUGCGCUCACACAGAAAGGACUGAAGAAUGUCUUCGACGAAGCAAUCCUGGCAGCCCUAGAGCCUCCAGAGCCUAAGCCCAAGCGAAGGUGCACCCUCCUAUAGAUGGACCACAAGAGGAGAGCGAGAGAAAAGUUAGCCGGAGAAGAGGGGAGCCACACACAUUCGUCCGAGGAGGGGAGGGCCAGCAUCCGGGAGAGUGAGACUACCCUUCCUGCCCUUGGUGUUUCGCUCAAAGUGGAAGUCUGGGAAGCGGCCCAUGCGCCGUCUGCGGAGUCCAUUGGAGUAACAGGGGAACAGAGAAGUGGGUUGGGGAUUAGCCGAGCGGCAAAAGCACUUGUUGCCUGCCAGAGUAGGUGCCUAGCGUUUUGAAGCUGUGUGGCUUACCACAGCAUUCACACACACACACACACCCUGGCCCCCACUUUUUUUUUUUCUUUCUGGUGCUUGUUUUAGGCUGUCUUGAUGAUAACCUUAGGCAGCACAUGCUUCUCCAGGUGAGAAGUCUGUGGCAGCUGCCGCUGCCAAAGCAUUGUUGUGUUAUCCAAGUACUGCAGUAUUCAGCUGGAUGUGCGUCGUUGCUAGGCUUCUUUUUGUUGAGAAUUUGUCCACGACCUCCCAUACCCUUUUUUUUUUUUCUGGGAAUAUGUAAAUUUAGUUCUUUCAUUUAUUGCAAUGCAGUGUCAAAUGUAGAGCCAAGGCAGUGAACUGCCAAGCAACGACAGCGUGUCUUUUUUCACAUUGUGGGGUUGGGAUCCCCAGUGCCCCUUCCCACUUGUGGAAGGCCUAGUUACAGGAACAUUUUAUAUAAAAAGUGUGCUUGACAAAUGUCCCUGUGCUUUUUGCAGGUUCUUUGCUACUGCAUUUUCCUUGGCAACAUCCACUUUGCCUAGGAAGUUGUUUUGCAUGUUGAGUACAGUGCAUGUGCAGCCUGUGUUGUAUGGACAGUAAAUGUUUCUUGGGGGGAUGCAUUGCUAUUUAUUCACUGUUGUGUGCAAAUUGAAAUUUGCAUUUUUCAUUUAGUUGCCCCCAGUGGAAUUUUUUCUCCUACUGUGAAAAGAGGAAAAAUACUUAAGUGAGCUUCCUAACAAUGAUGAUGCACUUCCUAACAGAUUAACAUUCAGUGAUCCUCUGUGGUAACAAUCUAAAGCCUGUGUUUUGGUAAACUGUAAAAAAUUUUUUUUAAUAAAUAAUUUUCAGCCAUGA
Dermacentor albipictus is the source of this 2143-nucleotide messenger RNA. RefSeq names its product Cell division cycle 42 (gene Cdc42). Gene Ontology annotation, molecular function: GTPase activity; GTP binding; protein kinase binding. The record is from RefSeq and is a predicted model, not a curated record. Gene Ontology annotation, biological process: Cdc42 protein signal transduction; establishment or maintenance of cell polarity; endocytosis. Lineage: Eukaryota; Metazoa; Arthropoda; Arachnida; Ixodida; Ixodidae.